This is a messenger RNA of Theobroma umbraticum, 1112 nucleotides long. Its product is annotated as Polynucleotidyl transferase, ribonuclease H-like superfamily protein. Lineage: Eukaryota; Viridiplantae; Streptophyta; Magnoliopsida; Malvales; Malvaceae. The record is from RefSeq and is a predicted model, not a curated record. Gene Ontology annotation, molecular function: nucleic acid binding; 3'-5' exonuclease activity.
AACUGGUAGCCUUAUUGAUAGCAACUUGAAAUGGAGGCUAUCAGUGUAUGCCAAGAAGUGUCAACAGAAAUUGUGUUUUUCGACCUAGAAACAACGGUGCCUAACAGAACCAGACAACGAUUCUUCGUACUGGAGUUUGGCGCAAUUGUAGUUUGUCCAAGGAAGCUCGUUGAGCUGGAGAGCUAUAGCACCCUGAUACGGCCUAAGGACUUGUCUGUUGUUCCAUUGAGGUCCAGUCGAUGUGAUGGGAUUACUAGAGAAGCUGUUGCAAAUGCACCUGAAUUUGAGCAAGUUGCCGACAAAAUAUUCAGCAUUUUGAAUGGUAAAGUUUGGGCGGGCCAUAACAUCCAGAGAUUUGAUUGUGUUCGUCUUAAGGAGGCCUUUGCUGAGAUUGGUAGGCCUGCUCCUGUAUCUGUUGGGAUCAUUGAUUCUUUAGGAGUAUUGACCGAGAAGUUUGGGAGAAGAGCUGGUAAUAUGAAGAUGGCAACCUUGGCUUCUUACUUUGGGCUUGGGCAGCAAAAGCACAGGAGCCUGGAUGAUGUUCGAAUGAACUUGGAGGUUCUCAAGCAUUGUGCAACUGUGCUCUUUUUGGAAGCAAGCCUCCCUAGCAUAUCAAACGGCAGCUGGCACAGCCCCCCAACGAUAACGACACGAAGUAGAAGCAAUACAGGGAAACUGACAUACGGAGAAGAAACCAGCAGGAAAUCUCCCCCAACUUCUCCAGGAUAUCAAAGAACAGUACCCUACACAAGGGGAAGUUUGGGAAAGAUGACUGAACGAGUCAAGAAUCUUUUGUGUAAAGCCCAAGGAAGCCAGCCUCUUAACAAUUUGCUUAAGCAUUCUCAUUCAGUGCUCCGAUGAGUUCAGAAGAAGGCGGUCUCGGAUUGACCACAUGCCAUAUAUUGUGGAUCCUCGUUCAAUUUUCUUCUCCACUUGCAGCUGAUAAAAUUUCACAUGGGAAGAAGGGAUAUAAACAGAAGAUUGCAAAUUAACGGGAAUGUUCAAUGUAAUUCAGAUAGACAGGGUCCCUGUGAAAGGUUCCCCUUCAAUUAGAAUGGCAUGCAGAAUUCAAAAGGGUCUUUCCCUACUUAUUAAUUUGAUGAAUUCUUUCA